ACUUAAAGUUUCUUCGGUUGGGAAGAGGGGGUGGAUCCGCGAACUCCAUGUUUUUUUUGAUCAAGCUUUUAAGCUUUAAGUUAAGAAGUUUGGCAAUUCUCUCUCGUCUCAUUUCAAUAUUUAUAUAUGCAUAUAUAUAUAUAUAUUAUUUUUUUAAAUAUCCAGACAAGUUUUUAGCUAAGCUGUAUUUCGCUCCGUCGUUUUAAAUUUGGCUUGUGGAUUCAGACUGCUUGAGUGUUCAGCUUUUAAACUUCUGUAUAUAGACUGUAGUGCGAAUAGUUGAUUUGAAACGGUUAAGAGAGCCGAACAAUGUCAGACAGCACAGAACCUAACAAUUCAGGGAGCCCUAAGGAGAGAUUCAUCAGGUACUCGCGGUCCAGAAAAGGAGGUAUUCUACUCGCAGAAACUGUCAUCAGCCUGGUGGUUCUCAUCUGCUACGCAGCCUCGAUAUACUCUGGCUAUGUAACUGUGGCCAUCUGUGAGAUGGUGUUCGCCGGCAUCUUCUUCUUUGUCUUUAUGAUGGAUUGGGACAAGCAGUUUCCAUUUGUCAGCUGGGUCUGGAGCGACUUCUUUAGAGUUGUGGUCGGUGCUGUCCUCUACCUCAUUACCUCUCUCAUCUGUGUGAUCAGUGGAUCGAAAGAUGCGGCCCUUUUAGCUGGUGGGGUGUUCGGUUUGCUGGCUACUGUCUUAUUUGCAUAUGAUAGUUACCUCUCCUUCACGGCCCUUAAGGACAGACGUCAGCAGGUCCCAGCUACCACGGUGGCAUAAAUAAAACACCCAUUUGAAAAAACAACAUGGACAAAGCAAAAGAUGGCAAGACCACAGCUGAGGAUGGACACAAAAUGGGCAAAAAGUGGUGCUUAGAAUAGUAUAUAGUAGUAGUUAGCAGAAUGGAAUGGAAUGGUUAAAAUGAUCCAUAACCUGGAGGCAAUCAUGCCACAUUUUCAGAGAGAUGCUCCAUGUAUAUUUAAAUGUUUGAACAAUGUAUGUAUUCACUAGCCUGAAGGCUGCUUCCUGCUGUUGUAGUUUAUAGAAACCUUGUCUCAGUCCCUUUGUUUUAUAUCCAGGCGUAUUAUGUACAGGAUAAUGUAUGACAGGCUCUUAAGGUAUAGAACCACAGUGUUUAUAAAAACAUAUAAUGCACAGCUUGGAGUUCAUUAACCCUCUUAUACCACGGUCACAACACAUUUGGUUUAACAUUGGACAUUAUUUUCACAGUUACGACUUGAAAACACAAUUAAUACAAAUACUAUAGAAAUAUUUUCUUGCUCCAAAGAUAAAACAUUUCCAUAUAUUUUCUUGUAAUUUGAAAUGUGCCCUACAUCUGGAAUUUAAGUAACAUUAAUUAGAAUUUAGGAUUAUAAUUUACUUAGUGCCUGCCAGGCAAAUUACAUAUGUGUACAGUUGUAGAAAAUUAAACACCAUUCUAACCAAUCAGGUUCGAUAAUUCAACAAUGCCGUGGUAUAAGUUUUGUUAUUCUGACUCCUGUGCAUAAAAACAUAUAUUUUGACCAUUUUACAUUCAGUUUGUUUUGAGAAAGGAUACAAAAUAUUAUACUUUAAAAGGUGUCUCUUUUUACUCUACAUUUUUACAGCAACGUACACUGUCAGUGGUCUUUUUUAUGCGCAAAAGAAGAGAGAUUUACGUGUUUUCAAGAACCUUGUUCAUGUGUUUUUGAAUUUUUUUUAUUUUUUUUGGUUUAAAGAUAUUUAUGAUUCACAUAGAAUACGUUCAAAUUACUGUAGUCUGGAUAAUAACAUGCUUUUGAAAUCCA
Messenger RNA from Paramormyrops kingsleyae, 1775 nucleotides. Its product is annotated as proteolipid protein 2-like. The record is from RefSeq and is a predicted model, not a curated record. Lineage: Eukaryota; Metazoa; Chordata; Actinopteri; Osteoglossiformes; Mormyridae. Gene Ontology annotation, cellular component: membrane.